This is a messenger RNA of Cucurbita pepo subsp. pepo (vegetable marrow), 563 nucleotides long. RefSeq names its product protein RADIALIS-like 3. Gene Ontology annotation, molecular function: DNA-binding transcription factor activity. Lineage: Eukaryota; Viridiplantae; Streptophyta; Magnoliopsida; Cucurbitales; Cucurbitaceae. The record is from RefSeq and is a predicted model, not a curated record.
UGCAUCCAAUAUAUGUAUAUCUCUCUCAGUUUCUCCAUUGAUCACCAUCUAAACCAGAACCCCAUCUCAAAAUUGUUCUUCUCCAAUUCUUUUCUCAAUGGCUUCGAGCUCUUUGAAGCAUCUCCGACCGGAAGCAAUGUGGACGGCAAAGCAGAACAAGCUGUUCGAGAUGGCAUUGGCUUUGUACGACAAAGAGACGCCCGAGAGAUGGCAGAACGUCGCCAAGGCCAUCAGCGGGAAGUCGGCGGACGAAGUCGAAAGACACUAUGAGAUACUCUUGGAAGAUCUCCAGCGGAUUGAGUCGGGGUGUGUUCCUAUUCCAAAUUAUAGAGCUGCCGGAAAUGGUGAUGAAGAAUUGAGGCUGCUCAAGUCGCUUAAGUUUCAAUGAAGUUGGCUCAAAUGGCUGCGUGGAUUCAUACCUAUUUUACUCUACAACUUUAUCUUUUAAAGCCUUUUGUGUACAAUUAACGAUUUGCUUCAUUAUUAUUUGUUAAUUAUAUAUUACCCUUUGUUCAAUAUCGAAAGAUUCUGUUGACAUGACUCUGAUAUCAUAUUCGGAAUCA